AUGCUCUCGGCCUCUUUGGCCUUAUCCUGGGCUGCACAGUUUACCGCUGCAGCUCCCCAGGCUGUUGAUCUCCAGAAGCGAGACGCAAAGUUUGAUGAGGGAGUGCCAGAUGAUGGCAAAGGAAAGGGCGGCCCUAUCAUAGGGGGGACCAACAAGGAGCUUGAUCUCCAGAACCCAGACAACCUCGGUCAGCAGCCCACUGACAAUGGUAUUGUUCCGAACCUCAAGUGGAGUUUUUCUGACUCCAAGACGCGGAUCUUGAAGGGAGGUUGGGUUCGUGAGCAAGUUAUUCAGGACCUGCCCUCGAGCCAUGACAUCUCAGGUGCCCAGCAACACCUCAAGAAGGGAGCCAUUCGGGAACUUCAUUGGCACCGUGUUGCCGAAUGGGGUAUUGUCUACAGUGGCUCCGUUCAAAUUUCCGCCGUGGACGAGUUCGGCAGAUACCAAGUCGAGCAGCUCAACUAUGGCGACAUAUGGUACUUCCCCAAGGGCGCUGCCCAUACCAUCCAAGGACUCGGCGAAGAGAAUGAAUAUCUUUUGGUCUUUGAUGAUGCGGACUUUGACAAGGCUGGAACCACCUUCAUGGUCGAUGACUGGAUCAACCACACUCCAAAGCACAUCCUCGCCAAGAAUUUCGGAGUUGACCCAGAGGUCUUUGAGAAUGUCACCAGCCCGAACCCGUACAUCUUGCCCUCUGAGGUUAGCAAGAAGAAUGUCACAGAUGGGCCCGCAGGCACUCUAAACGGCGACAGCUCUUUCGUGUACCGCACUUUCGAGCACGAGCCUGAAAAGAUUGGCGGAACCGGCGGCGAGUUUUACAAGAUCGACUCGACCAACUUCCCCAUCAGCAAGACAUUGGCAGCGACAUUUGUUACGCUGAAGCCCGGAGGUCUCCGCGAGCUUCACUGGCAUCCCAAUGCUGAGGAGUGGCUAUACUUCCACAAGGGAACGGGUAGAGCUACCGUCUUCAUCGGCAACGCAGCGGCCCGAACCUUUGACUUUUCUGCAGGCGACACGGCCGCAUUCCCCGACAACUCCGGACAUUACAUCGAGAACACCUCGGAGACUGAAGACCUGGUCUGGAUCGAGGUGUAUAAAUCUGAUCGUGUCGCAGACAUCUCCUUGACGCAGUGGUUGGCUCUGACCCCUGCCGACAUCGUCGCGCAGACGCUCAACGUGACAAUCAGCUUUGUCGAGUCCCUGAAAAAGGAAAAGCAGGUGUUGAUCGAAUAAGGAGGUAAUUAGGUGGUUGGUGGAAAUGGAGGCUGGGGUUCUAGGCGCCUCGAUAAGAGUGGCGUGUCGAUUCAGCGCUUCAGACGGUCGUGUUAAUACUCUUCAAUGGCGGCAAAGUCGCCAUGUCUGGAUUUAAGGCAUUUAUAGUGCGUAAUUAUAAUCUCAAUGGCUUCAAUCUCGUUGAUUCGACCCAAACCCCGCAGCGAUGAAAGCCAGUGACUUAAUUCACUCAAGAUGUUGU
This is a messenger RNA of Ilyonectria robusta, 1474 nucleotides long. RefSeq names its product putative oxalate decarboxylase oxdC. Gene Ontology annotation, biological process: oxalate metabolic process. The record is from RefSeq and is a predicted model, not a curated record. Lineage: Eukaryota; Fungi; Ascomycota; Sordariomycetes; Hypocreales; Nectriaceae. Bases 1 to 1233 code for a protein of 410 amino acids. The transcript is spliced from 6 exons.